AUGGCUGCAGAUGCUCUUCCACCACCAGCCUUGAACGACACGCGCGAUGAAGGUGCCAUUCAGCUCGCGAUCGACCUACCGCACAGUCCUGGCACGCGUAUCAACCUGCACCUGACCGUACUCGCAAAGUCGAUUUUGCUUUUCUUGACAAGCACGAGUCCUGAUGCCGGCCAGCAAGCUGCAGCAAUGGGUAGCUUUGUCUAUGCGAUGCCCGAUAGAUACAAUCAGACUCAGCCUAUGAGUACGGCACUCUACAGCGUGCCGUCCACUCUGGACUUUGCAACUCGCAUGGCCAAGGUCCUUGUCCGUCGACUGCAAAAGCCAUGCUAUGUCAGCAGCAGCAUUGAUCUUUCUGGAGCCGCUGGAGGUGGCGAUGUGGAUGAGGAGCGAGAUGCCUUUCGCGGCGUAGUGGACGCGGUGUGUGCAACAGUCCUGGGCUGA
Messenger RNA from Fulvia fulva, 441 nucleotides. RefSeq lists its product as uncharacterized. Gene Ontology annotation, biological process: proteasome assembly. The coding region runs from base 1 to 441 and encodes 146 amino acids. The record is from RefSeq and is a predicted model, not a curated record. Lineage: Eukaryota; Fungi; Ascomycota; Dothideomycetes; Mycosphaerellales; Mycosphaerellaceae. The transcript has 2 exons.